AUGGAGCGGCUAUCCCUAGACAAGCAAACUGUCGAGGAUUUGUUAGAAUCGGCAAGGAGUUCAUAUAACGCUCGGCAGAAGAUUGUCGGGAACAGUGUUUCAGAAGACCUUGAGGUUCAACUAGAAGAGGCCAGAGCGUCGUCGCGGCAAUCCGCUGAAAGUUAUCGCAUUGAUGAUGUCACGUUACGCCAGUUGUUCUUGAGCUACUUCACUGCAGCUCCAGAUAAACGUCCGGAUAUCGCUCUGCUGUUGGCAAGUAUUCUUCAGUAUCCACCUGAAGAUGUUCAAAAGAUUCGACAAGCAGUCAGCGGAAGAAGCCCUCAACGCCAAGGAAACCCGAGCGGAAGUGUUUCGUUGGUGGAGCAAUUCAUCCGAUUUCUGGAAAACGAGUCUGAGUCGGCAAGUACGGCUCCACAUCUUCCUGUGGCACCGCGAGGACCUGCUCCAGGACCGUCCAUCGCACCACCGCCUAUUACCUCACCCGCAUUACAACCAAAUAGUCUAGAUGCGGUGUUGAAGUGA
Cooperia oncophora is the source of this 522-nucleotide messenger RNA. The record is from the annotation of a GenBank genome assembly. NCBI's taxonomy places the organism in Eukaryota, Metazoa, Nematoda, Chromadorea, Rhabditida, Trichostrongylidae.